UCUGUACCACUGUUAGUAACUGAAAUUCAUUUUUCUUGUGCUUUUAUUACAGAAGAAGGUUAUUGAGGUUUUAGUGAGAGAAUUUUAUAUUUCCAAGAUACAUUAUUAUGGGCAGAAGUCAUUCACGAUCACCUUCAAGAAGAGAGCGUCGGCGAAGCAGGUCUAGAUCCUGGGACAGAGAGGCAGAUAGAGAACGUGAUAGGGAAAGAGGCAGAGAUCGGGAUAGAACUAGAGACAGAAGACUUAAAGAGAGAGAGAGAUAUCGUAGCAGAUCACCGUACAGACGACACAGUAGAUCACCCAGACGAAGAUCGAGGUCUUUAUCAAGAUCGCCACGGAGGAGAUCUCCCCAGUCCUCAGGAACAAAGGCACAUGAACAAGGAGCUGUUCCACACUUUCUUCUAGAGCGACCUGCCGUAACAGAAAAGGAUCUUGAAGGAAAAACUGAAGAUGAAAAAGAAAUGAUGAAAAUGAUGGGAUUUGCAAAUUUUGAUAGCACAAAAGGUAAACAUGUCCUGGGAAAUAACGUCUACUCUGUCCAUUUAAUCCAGAAGAGAAAAUACAGGCAAUACAUGAACAGAAAGGGUGGUUUCAACAGACCUUUGGAUUUUGUGGCAUAGUGACUAAUUAGAUCACUAGUAUACCAUCAUUUGUACAGUUUUUUUCUUCUUCUUCUCAAGCUUUGUUAAAUGAUUUAAGUUUACAUAUAAAAUUGUAAUUUCUAAUCAUUUUAAUAGAAUCUGAAAUUCUUUGUGAUUUUUGUGUGUAUAUUUAUAUAUGGGUAAUACAUUAACAGAUUAUAAACCUCAA
Messenger RNA from Limulus polyphemus (Atlantic horseshoe crab), 810 nucleotides. It is a transcript of the gene ytr, whose product is annotated as U4/U6.U5 small nuclear ribonucleoprotein 27 kDa protein-like. Gene Ontology annotation, biological process: RNA splicing. The transcript has 9 exons. Gene Ontology annotation, cellular component: precatalytic spliceosome. The record is from RefSeq and is a predicted model, not a curated record. The coding region runs from base 108 to 620 and encodes 170 amino acids. NCBI's taxonomy places the organism in Eukaryota, Metazoa, Arthropoda, Merostomata, Xiphosura, Limulidae.